CAACGUCGUUGGUAAAUUUCUCCGGUGAUUUGAAAACGAUCUAAUGAAAUGUGCGUUAUUUAAUUGCAAAUUUGAUUGAAAAGUGUGUUUUAGGUUUUUGCGAAGUAUAAUUAAACAUAAAUAAAAUCAACCUUUAGAACUAUGUGAUUGUCAUUUUUAGAAGCAUUACAUUAUACAAAACAUUUAUUUUCUCUUGUGUGAACGCAUUUCGGAAAUGAUUUACUGUUUCGAAACUUGAAAUAGCAAAACGAUGUGGUCAAAAGUUAAGGCCGGUGUGUGAUGGGCUGCUGCGGCCGGCUAUGGACUUGGAAGAGCUGCAUUUUGCGGACGACUCUGCAGACGAGCCUUACGAGGUCAUCCUGUUACCAGAAAAUAAUCGCAAAAUAGCACCAGAGAAUAGACUCUCGCCGGCACAUGCCUGCUUACCUCUGAAAGCCUUAAGUAAUAUUCAGGAGUUCGUAGAGACGACAAUAGUAUUGAAGAAGGAUAAGAAAAACGAACUGGGAAUCAGCAUAGCUGGUGGGCAUGACUCUUAUUUAGAGCAAAUAUGUGUCAUAGAAGUCCAUAGAGACGGCAUAGCUUAUUCGGAUGGUCGGUUGAGGAAAGGUGACGUCAUACUGGCAGUGAACGACAUCUCGUUCCGGGAGGCCAACCUGGCCGACGCCGUGCGCUGCCUGAAGGAGACCCCUUCCCCCGUCCGCCUGAUCAUCCUGAGGGAGAAUCCACAGGCCCUGUUCACCACCAACGAGACUCCCACGAAAUUCAUCACAGUGGAACUGAGAAAAUUCAGCAUCAAAGACAGCAUUGGAAUCAGUAUCAUGCAAAGGACGAACGGCCGAGGUGUCUUUGUCACUUAUGUGCAGCCGGGAAGUAUCGCCGCCAGACAUGGGCGCCGAAUCUCACAGGGGGACCAAAUUCUCGAGAUCAACGGACACAAUGUGAGGGAGAGCAACCAGAAGGAUGUGGCCCAUAUGAUACAGAACCUCGAUGGUGCAAUUGUCUUGCUCCUGGGUAGAGUUCCUGCCUUGCACAGCUCUAUACAGGAGUGGGUAAAGUGGAAAGCUCAGCAGUGCUUAAGGACCAGGACUUCUACCUGGUCUUCAUACACCGCCAACACGAAAGAGAAACUUCAAGUGCAAAGACCCAGUUUACCUGUCAGCAAAGAAAGUCCUGCUUUGGGUUUCGCGAAUACCAUCGCUACAGUGAUCGCAACCGUGAUGCCAGACCUCUCCAACGUGAUGAAAAGUCCGUGUCACAGCCCCAGUUCCAGUCUCAGACGAUCAAGACUGAGCAUACCAGAAGACACUUCAAAAUUCAAAAGAGAUGGACAAAGAUUGAUUGAGGAAUUCAAACCUUCCCAAGCAACGGAGAAACCAAAAGUGCCAAGCAUUUUGGUGACCAGUUUCUAGACUCAUACUCCCUUGGGUCCUUGUUAUCAAGACGCGUUUUAAUAAAACUAUGCAUCAUGAACAAAUGCAGGAAUACGUCUGAACUGUUGUGGUGAGAGUUUCACCUUUUCAGUGAUUUUAUUAAUGGCAUAACUUUGAUAGUAGCCAUUGCUUUAUAAAAACGUAUUUUUAAUCAAACUUUUAUAGCGCUGGUGACAGACAAAGUGAUUUUCUCAGCAUGGGUUUAUAAACCUACAUAAUUGUAGUAUUUACUUCUUUAAAAAGAUAAACUUUUAGUUAGA
Messenger RNA from Argiope bruennichi, 1690 nucleotides. Its product is annotated as multiple PDZ domain protein-like. Lineage: Eukaryota; Metazoa; Arthropoda; Arachnida; Araneae; Araneidae. Gene Ontology annotation, cellular component: adherens junction; postsynaptic density; postsynaptic membrane. The record is from RefSeq and is a predicted model, not a curated record. Gene Ontology annotation, biological process: neurotransmitter receptor transport postsynaptic membrane to endosome; neurotransmitter receptor transport, endosome to postsynaptic membrane. Gene Ontology annotation, molecular function: protein binding. The transcript has 10 exons. Bases 300 to 1409 code for a protein of 369 amino acids.